Messenger RNA from Saccoglossus kowalevskii, 1556 nucleotides. Its product is annotated as small ribosomal subunit protein mS27-like. Gene Ontology annotation, molecular function: protein binding. NCBI's taxonomy places the organism in Eukaryota, Metazoa, Hemichordata, Enteropneusta, Harrimaniidae. The record is from RefSeq and is a predicted model, not a curated record. Gene Ontology annotation, cellular component: mitochondrion.
UUUCACCGACGUUCUUGACGAAUUUUGUCUGUCCACUGCGUCUUCUUUAAAAAACGAAACAUUGCAUUAGGUUUAAAAUUUAAACUAAAUACGUUUUUAGUAAAAUUAUAUUUUAUAAUUUGCUACUUCAUAUUACGAACUCUGGUAUGAUAAGGUCAAGAAUUAUUUCAAAAUGGCCGCGCACGUAAUUUGUAGUCGGGCGGCAUGGUUCACAAGGAAAAUACCGAUUUCCGCCUCGGUCUUCAAAGUUCAGAAUAUCCGCACUCUACUGUCUGAUGCCUACUACUGCAAUGAAACCUGGCAACACAGAAAUGUGCUUCCCUGCUCUAUAGGUGAGCUGACCCAAAAAAUUGAAGGAAAAUUCACAUCCAAAGAAGCACACAAACAUCCAGUAGCAUCAGUGGAUAUUGACACUUAUAUUAAUCACAUUGAAAACAUCGAUCAGUUGAAUCAAGCCAAAGAUUUUUUAUACAAGUAUAGACGUUCUCCAGUAGCAUUUUAUUUCAAAUCAUACACAGCCAAUACGUGGGUUAGAGCAUGUUUACAGUUAGAUGCACUGGAUGAAGCCAUUACUACAGUACAGGAUAAGGUUCAUUACGGUUUAUUUCCUGAUAACUACACAUUUAAUUUACUUCUCGACUCCUAUCUUAGAAAUGAAGAUUAUCAAAAUGCUGCCAAAGUUGCCAUGGAAAUGAUGACACAGGAAGUUUUAUCGCCAACACAGAGACUGUCACAACUAUUAGCGCUGUAUGCUUGUCAUCAGUAUAUGAAAUCUCAUGCAACAAUGGAGGAUGACAUAAACAAACAGCUUGGAAUGACUCUAAUUGACUGUACCCUGGGUCAGGACAGCACAAUAGCUCGGACCGUUUGUCUCAUUGGCCAUACUAUGGUAGGGGAUAUAGACAAGACUUGUAAAAUUAUCAAGACCUUUUUAAGUAUGAAUUCAACAUCAUGUGUUUUGACUGAAGCAAUUGACAGAGUUACAGAAACAUUUCUAAAACAACAACAACAAAAUGAAAGUGAAGAGGACUCUGUAAUAAUAUAUGAUGUGGAAGGAGAGAUUAAAACAAGAGAUUCUUUGCGAGAGCUUGUCAGAAAACUAUCAGAAUUCAGUACUUCAGAUGAGAAACUGAAUGACAUCAUAGAACCAUAUAUAACAAGUCAAUUAAGUGAGCUUGAGCAAACAGAUAUUGAUUCCUAUCCUCAGUUAUUGGAAGAAUAUUACCAAGAUGCGAAAAAUAGUGUGGAACGACUGAAAAAUGCGAGAGAAACAAGGCUAGCCGAGAUGAGAGCUAAGGAGAGAAAAAUUUGGGAACUGAUGAUCGGCACACCAGGAAGACCAUUAAGACCACCAGUAAUGACCGAGAGGGACAAACAGAUUAUUACUAAACAAGAAAAAUAUAUUUAUGUAGAUUGAGACACAGUUAUUUAAAUGUUGUACACUUCAUCAAGUUCUCACAAAAUUCAUUCUACUGCAGAAAAAAGGAGCACUGCAACAUGUGCCAUUUCUUAUUUCAAUAUUAAAACCAUGAAAUGCACUACUGGUAUUAUGCAAU